Molecule: messenger RNA, 6400 nt
Organism: Oryzias melastigma (Indian medaka)
Lineage: Eukaryota; Metazoa; Chordata; Actinopteri; Beloniformes; Adrianichthyidae
Gene: l1cama
Product: L1 cell adhesion molecule, paralog a
Exons: 29
Coding region: 589-4407 (1272 amino acids)
Biological process (GO): cell-cell adhesion; axon guidance
Cellular component (GO): plasma membrane; axon
Molecular function (GO): protein binding
Source: RefSeq, a predicted model, not a curated record
GGGAAAGGACCUGAUAAUCCUCCAUGUGUGCAAAGGGGAAAAAAAAAGAGAAGGAGGGAUGGAAGGAACAGUACAGCGAUGGUCAGAGGAGAGAAAGGUGAGGAGACGGGGAGAGGGUGGGAACGGAGGAGCCAGGAGGAGAGGCAGGCAGAGAAAGAGGGGUGAUGUCACCUCCAACGGGCAGCCAAUAGGAGUCAGGGAGGGAGGGAGAAAGCACGGCUGAAGCAGGGUGUGUUUUUCUAUCACUGCAGCAUCAGCAGAGAGAAGAGGGGCGCAAUCAAUUUCACAGAAAAGAGGAAGAAAGGGCACAAGUAGAUAAGGAGGAGAGCGAGGGAAGGAAAGGUGCUGGGAGUUGUCAGAGGAGAGGAGGCUCACCGUUGGAGACGGGAGACGUGCAGCAGGGCGUGGACCUGAUUACAAAGGGAUCCUGACGGACCAACAGCAUAUGAAAGGAAGCCAACAUCUUUAGCGUCAGACCCAGAGGAAGACACGUGCUCGGCUGGAGUCUAUGUGUGUGCGUGCAGAGAGUGGAACUGCCUCUGUGUGCAUUUUCAGUGAGCAGGUGGGGCUUUGAUGGGACAGUGAGCAAUGGCUCGCGUGCAGCAACAGCAGGUCUGCAGUAGGGGGCAGCGCUCCUCCCACCUCCCUCUUGUUUUCCUCACCUUCCUUUGCUUCGGUGCCCAAGCAGUCAUACAAAUACCCUCCAACUACCACAUAAGUGAUAUCAAGAGACCUCCUGUGAUCGUUAAUCCUCCAAAGUCGGUCAUAGUUGUGGGUGUGGAUGAGUUCAUCAUGAGCUGUGAAGCCUCUGGAACACCUGAACCCAGUUUCACGUGGACAAAGGAUGGACACAAGUUUGACCCACGCAGUGAACCGCACCUGAAGGUUUCAGAGCACUUGGGCUCAUUUGAAUUCAAAGCAUAUAAUGGUAGCAACAUGGUCAACCUGAAGAAUUACCAAGGCAAAUAUGUCUGCUACGCAUCCAAUGACCUGGGGACAGCCAUGUCCAAAGAGGCCACACUCAGCAUUGAUGGUCUACCUUCUCUGCAGAAAGAAAAAGUUUCCACUUUUAAGGCGGAUGAGGGAUCUAAUAUCACGUUAAAGUGUAAUCCUCCGGAGAGCUCCAUGGUGCCCGUCAUCCACUGGAUGGACUGGAAACUGCGCCACAUUGAGCUAAGCGAUCGGGUGGUAGUGGGAAAGGAUGGCAACCUGUACUUUGCUUAUCUGAAUACCUCCGACUCCAGGGAUGACUACAUCUGCAACCUCCAGUACAUGGAAACUCGCACGAUUCUGACGAAAGACGCCAUUUCCCUUCAGGUCAAACCCUCAAAUUCGGUAGUGCGGAAACGGAGACCCCACAUGAUAACUCCGACUGGACCCACGAGCACGUACCUGGUCCUCAGGGGACAGACCUUUGAUCUGGAGUGCAUCGCGCAAGGCUUUCCAACUCCUCAAGUGAUGUGGUUGAGAAAAGACGGCGAGCUUUCGGAAUCCCGGACUGUCAAAGAGUUUUUUAACCACCGCCUACGCUUCCUAAAUAUCUCUGAAAGUGACGGGGGAGAGUACCAGUGCAUAGCUGAAAACACCCAGGGGAAAGCCAAACACACUUUCAUGUUGACUGUGGAAGCUGCUCCUUAUUGGAUCAAAGAGCCAGUUAGUCAGCUUUACGCUGCUGGUGAGACUGUCAGAUUAGAUUGCCAGGCAGACGGCACCCCCUCUCCCACCAUCCGUUGGACCGUCAACGGGGGUCCCCUUCCAGAAAACUCUAAGCGUAUCAGGGUGGAGAGUGGGUCCCUCAUCCUUGAGCAGGUGGAGUUUGGAGACACUGCCGUCUACCAGUGCCGGGCCUCCAACAAACAUGGAACCAUCUUCACCAACACGCAUGUCUACGUCAUCAAUCUACCCCCUCAAAUUCUUACUAAAGAUGGGAAGAUCUACUUACAUACAGAAGGGCAGAAGGCUUUACUGGAGUGCAAGACCUUUGGUUCUCCAAAACCUAAAGUCAUGUGGGAAAGAGGGGGCUCUUUGCUUCUCGCUGAUCCAAGAGUGAACCUGCUCACCAGUGGGGCUCUUGAGAUCUCUAAUGUCACCUUCGAUGAUAAGGGGCUCUACAGCUGCAAUGUACAGAACAGCAACUUGUCAAUCACUGCUGAACUGGAGGUGUUCAACAGAACCGUGAUCCUGUCUAUGCCACGGGAGCUGAAGGUGCAGCCUGGAAACGAGGCAUUAUUCCCAUGUAAUGCCCUUGUUGAUUCCAAUUUUAGAGACCCUCAGAUUCUGUGGAGGAAGGACAAUCAGAAGCUUCAGGAAUCCAUCAGCGAUACAAAGUACACAUUUGAUGAAUCAAACCUCAUCAUAGCUGAUGUGAACACAGAAGAUGAGGGGGUGUACACCUGUGAAGUCAUCACUAGCCUGGACAUGGCUAAAGCCAACGGCACUCUUAUUUUAAUUGAUCGCCCAGACCCCCCCAGCAACCUCCUGCUUGCAGAUCCUGACAACCGCGUUGUCACACUCAGAUGGACUCCUGGAGAUGACCACAACAGCCCUGUGCAAGAGUAUGUGGUAGAGUUUGAAGAUCAAAGUUUGAAGGAAAGAGGUUGGCAAAAGCUGGAGAAAGUGCGAGGCAACAAAGACCAUGCUGUCCUUUCACUGUGGCCAUAUAUGUCCUACAAGUUCCGGAUCAGUGCCAUCAACGAUGUUGGCAAAAGUAACCCCAGCUUACCAUCUGAAAUCUACAAUACAAGUGCUGAAGCUCCAAACAAAAACCCAGAGUAUGUCAGGAGUGAGUCCGUACACCCAGACACUUUGGUCAUUGACUGGAAGGAAAUGGAAAAGCAUGAAUUCAAUGGCCCUGACUUUCACUAUAAGGUGCUGUGGAGGCGAGCAGUGGGCAGCGGACCGAAGUGGCACGAAAACAUAACAAAAGAGUCACAUGUUAUUAUUGGUGAUGUCGGCACUUAUGUUGCUUUUGAAAUCAAAGUUCAGGCUGCCAACGCGAUUGGAGAUGGACCUGACCCAGACCCUAUCAUUGGGUAUUCAGGGGAAGAUGUUCCACUCGAGAGUCCAAUGGACGUUGGAGUUGUUCUGAUAAACAGCACUACAGUUAAAGUGACCUGGGCACCGAUAGAUAGAGAGCUGGUCAGAGGAAAACUGCUUGGAUACAAGAUACACCUGACCUGGAAUGGUUACAGAUUUCAUCAUAGUCAUGGAUCUACACAUACUGAGACCACUAUAGUGGAAAAAACUGGACCCAAUGAGGAGAAGAAGGUCAUCAGUAAUCUUAGACCAUUUUCAUCGUAUAAUCUGGCUGUCACUGUUUUCAACAACAAGGGAGAGGGACCUCCUUCUGACGCGCUGCCGUUCGAGACCGACGAGGGAGUACCUGGUCCUCCAGCAGUCCUGAAUCUCCACAGCCCAUCAGAGACAGAAAUGACCAUGCAAUGGAGACCUCCUGUCCAUCCUAAUGGAAUUCUCACCGGAUAUGUGCUGCAGUACCAAGAGAUAACUAAUAAUACUGACAGCCUUAUAAAAGAAAAAACAAUAGAUGACCCUAAGAUCACUCAACACACGCUGAAAGGUCUGGACCCUCACAGCAGAUACCGCUUCUACCUGAUCGGACGCACAGCUACUGGAAACGGAGAGCCGAUCAUGAAGAUCAUGAAGACCAUUCCAGAUGCCCUACCUAUAGGGAUCAACUUGACUGGGGGGGAAAACUUAGUUAAUGUCAGCUGGGGGGUCAAGAGGAAAAACAGGCACACUGAUUUCGAGAUACACUACCAUGAUGGCAAUGAGAGUAAUUGGAAGAAAAUAGAGAAGUUAAACUCCUCUCAGUCGUUCUACCAGCUCCAGGGAUUGACCCCUGGCUCUACUUAUCACCUACAAUUCGUCUACGAAAAAAAAGUUUUCUUUAAAGCCCAUGUCAACACUACAACAUCAGCAGCAAUGCAGAAAAGCUUUGCAACACAGGGCUGGUUCAUCAGUGUUGUGAGCGCCGCCGUGCUGCUGCUGCUGAUACUGCUCAUCCUCUGCUUCAUCAAGAGGAGUAAAGGAGGAAAGUACUCAGUGAAAGAUAAAGAAGAUGGGCCGAUGGACUCAGAAGCUCGACCAAUGAAGGAUGAAACCUUUGGAGAGUAUAGAUCUCUUGAAAGUGAUCUUGAGGAGAAGCAGACAGCCAGUCAGCCAUCCCUGUGUGAGGACAGCAAGCUGUGCAGCGACAACAACCUGGACUUUAACGGCAGCAGCGUCAUCACCACUGAGCUCAACCUGGACGAGUCUCUGGUCAGCGAGAUCAGCCGUCCAAGCGUCCAAGAGGGUUUCCACAGUCUGCCACCGAACUCCACCUUCAACCCCGUUCCUGUCUCUUCUGCUACCAACGGCGUGUCCAACUUGGUCACCAUCCCUGACUAACUGCCAUCCAAGCCAUCAGGCCAAAACACGUCAACACAUAUGUGCCCAUGCCACCAUGCCCCUCUCAGACCUCUUAUGUAUUUUCAUUUCCAAUGACACAAUCAUAUGCUGGCUUUUCAGAAGCCCUGGCGGUCAUCUGACUGAUUGGAAUUUACUAACCAAAGCAGUGUCCAAGAUAGUGGACUGUGUGACACAAUACUGACCCUCCCUUCUUAUUUUUGUUCUCUUGUGCAGUCAAACGCAAUUCAAGAUUAGCAUUUAUUACUGUUCUCUUUCUGCCUCUGUGCAAACAACAAAACCUUUACACAGAAUGUUGCAUCUCAAAGUAUCGGGGGUUUUAGAUGUGGUCAUGGCAAAGAUGCAGAGUUACAUAUAUCCCAUAAAUCAACGAUUUCACCUUUCAGUGGACUUGCUCUGAAAAUAAGGAGUAGCACCUGGUGUAUAUAGCUGCAUCUAUCUAUUCAGCCAUAUUACAGAACUAUAGUACAUGCGCUCUCUAAGUUCCUGUGCCUGCUGGGUCUGCAUAAAACUAACGUCGUAACAAUCUCGCCUUCCCUCCUCAAGUGAAACGCCAUUUCCUGGAAUGAAACUGUAGUUUUUUGUGUCGAGACCUAUUUGUAACUCCGUGUCUGUCUUUGUCUCUUUCUACACUGUAUUAAAGCACAUUCUUUUUGUACCUUUCAUCUCACAUUUCCCAGUCGAAUCAAGAAUCAGUAUUUAUUACAGAUAAGAGAGAGUGCAGUCUUGUGGUCAAACACUCUCAACUUUUAUUUUUAGACUUUUAUCAAUGCAAGCUGGACAUCGGUGGGCAGACGGUUGCCAGUUGAUGUGUGAUAAAGGCGAACUGUUGGUAUUUAUACGAGAGAAUGUAUUCUUUUCAGGGCAAGUUUAGACAUUGUGUUUACAUGCUUUUAAUCUGAAAAAGAACGUUUCUGGGGAGCUGAGAAAUGUUUUAAGUAGUUUAGAAAGUUCCCCCCCACCCCAACAGAAUGUAAAUACAACCCUCAAAGAACAAUGUUUGAUAGAAAAAUGGUAAAAAUGUGCAGGUUUAAAGUUCCCAACUUGCUUUUUAAAAACGUGUCAAGUUUAAAUUGCUUUUAUUAGGUACUCACGCUUUAUGAUUUUUUUUUUUUUACAACUGAUGCAGUGGGAUUUGGGUGUAGCAAAAAUAGAUCUUAGACAAAAUGAAAAAAAAAGAAGUCCACAUUGUUCUGUAGAUGUUUGCAAACAUAUCAAAAUUUGAUAAUCAAAAAACUUGUUAUUAGUGUCAUUUAGUGAAAGUAGACACAUCUCACGAAAAAGUUAAGUUUGUCUUCAUGCACAUAGUGGUUCAUCAGAGAGCUUCAGUUCAGUGAAUAUCUGUGCAGCUUGUAUGUGCAGGAGGACUCUCCUUAUUUAAUCAAAGCCUUUGUGUUGCUGGAAGAAGCGUCUGUUAGCUCAGUGAAGCUGAACUCAGGACAAAUCUGAAAAGAAAUCCAUUUUCAGUCAGGAGUGAUGACUGAGGAAACAUGCCGAUAUUGUAACACAGCUGUAAACAUCUGCCUCUGUUGGUGUUUAGAGCAAAUGUUAGCUUUGCAUGAUCAAUAGGCAUCCUGGCACAGAUACUUACUAGACUGCAGCUCAUCUUGCUUUAUGUGUUUCAAAAGGAAACCUAGACCCCCCUCCUCCAAGCUUUGCUUUCCACUGUUUGUUGCUCUUCUUUGUUCUUUUUUAUAAUGAAAAAAUUUGCUUUAUUAAAAAAAAAAAAAGCUUCUCAAGAUUUCAAACGCAGUCAGAUUUGAUGACAAUGCCAGGCGAGAAAAAAAAGUGAGAUCUGGGGAGUGUGUUCCACUAUAGGGGGGUGCCUCUUUUGUGGAGCACAACUGACACUGAGGUGAUGUCUGUAUGUUUCCUGGUUGUUUGUGGGCACCACAGAUGGGACCAGUAAAACUGUAAUUGCUUUAUGGAUCUGCCGAUGUAACUGCAAAUAUGAAAAAUAAAGUACCAGAAACGA